AACCGCUGAUGUAAGCAACCGGUGAAACUGCGACAUCAACUUUAAGGCAAAAAAUCUAAUAAAUCUCCUGGUAUUGCUUACCCCAAAAAACUUAGAAAAGUGGAACGAUACCUUGGGGAACGGUUGAGGGAGUUUCGAGAGACGAUGUUUGGGACAAGACGCCUAGCGAAGCGUUCUAUUGUAGGCACGAGAGUGGCCGCUCAGUGGCAAGAUGGACGGUAUUACUCGGGCGUUCUGGAGGGCUCAAAUCCGACGCCGAACGGUCGGACUUUUUACACCGUCAACUUCGACGAUGGUCACACAAAAGAGAUCCUUGACACUGAUAUCAUUGGCCCGGGUUUUCAGAGUAUCACGGACGCCAAACUAAAGCGGGGACAGAAAGUUUUCCUCACCCAUCAUGGCCGGGAACUGUCAGGGGUGGUGAUAAAACACAACAAACCCGAGGACAUUGUGAUCAUUAUACCGGACGCCGGGGAAGACCAGGACAGCGUCCCGGAGCUCAUGAGACCGCUGGAAGAGGUUCGGCUGUUAGAGAGCCGGAAAUCUGCCCGAUUGCAAGACAUGGACACAGAUUACUCAAAGAUGGCGGACUUGAACUUAAAAAGCGACCCGACUCCUUCGAUAACUUUGUCCUCAGAAACAAACAAGAAAAGGACAGUGUCACAAGUGAUCGACGUCCCGUUGAGGACAGGACGUCGCAGAAAGGGUUCACCAGAUCUCGAUGACUUGAUGCAAACAGACCAGAAUGAGGCUGAGAUGAUGGACGAGAGGUCUGCGGCCUUGGUUCUCACUGCUCUGUCUUGUAGUCCCGUGUCACCAACGUUAAAAGGAGAGCCAACAGCAAUGAGUCCACGCUCCUUCAAUGACAGUUUCUUGUCUUCGAGCUUUAAGUCUGGGUCUCCUUCGCCACCCAUGCAAGUCAGUGAAAGCGCCCCUUCAUUUACUGUGUUUGGAUCCUCUCUGGAUGAAGGAAUUGUUUUGGAAGAUUCUAACUCUGCCUACUUCAGCGAGGAAGGGAGCAGUAAGAGGAGAAAGCCAUCAACAAGAACCAUAUUCAAGUGUACUUGGCCGGGCUGCGGCAGAUUCCACAGUACAUGUGAAGCCAUCGAGAAACAUGUCAGGGAAGCACAUUUGGGACCACAAAGUUCAGACGCUGAUCUCUCCGACCAUGAAGAGGAGUUCUAUUACACAGAGGAAGAGGUUACGGUUGACAGUAUGGUGGAUUCCUUCGCUCAGAUGUACACAUCUUCACCGCCAGAUGUCAGCCAUUUUGAAACCGCUCACAGGUGGAAUAUGGACCACGAUUAUCUGAGAAAAGUCAAGGAAGUUAAACCUCAUUUCACAGAAGAUUCCAAUACAAGCCCAAUCAACAUUCCUGGCAACCUGCAGCAGACUUUGUCAUGGACAAGUGGUGACUCCCCACGCCCACAUCAGAUCUCAGCCUCUGAACCUGCUGGCUCCUAUAUGACCUCUGCCAUAAAAAUUGUGAAACCCAACUCCCAGGAACGUUUCCACAGCCACCAGGCUGCUUCUCCAAAAUCUCAUGUAUUUGGGACUCCUCCGAGGUGCUCCCCAACUCACAAAAAAUCUCGAAGUGAGGUGAAAAAAUGUCGAAAAGUGUACGGGAUGGAAAACAGAGAUAUGUGGUGCACACAGUGUAAAUGGAAGAAAGCCUGCACUCGAUUUAUAGAGUNAGAAGUUAAACCUCAUUUCACAGAAGAUUCCAAUACAAGCCCAAUCAACAUUCCUGGCAACCUGCAGCAGACUUUGUCAUGGACAAGUGGUGACUCCCCACGCCCACAUCAGAUCUCAGCCUCUGAACCUGCUGGCUCCUAUAUGACCUCUGCCAUAAAAAUUGUGAAACCCAACUCCCAGGAACGUUUCCACAGCCACCAGGCUGCUUCUCCAAAAUCUCAUGUAUUUGGGACUCCUCCGAGGUGCUCCCCAACUCACAAAAAAUCUCGAAGUGAGGUGAAAAAAUGUCGAAAAGUGUACGGGAUGGAAAACAGAGAUAUGUGGUGCACACAGUGUAAAUGGAAAAAAGCCUGCACUCGAUUUAUAGAGUAGAGGUUAGGGGUUUCCUUUCAUCUCAUUGGAUGAAAUAUCUCAAAGAGUCUACGAAUAGAAAGAACAGACUUGGAGUUAACACAGUGUAAGUGAAAAGAAACCUGCAUAUGAUUUACAGAGGAGAAAACCUGGAUCUCUUUCCACCACCUCGUCAUUUCAUAAAGUGGACUCUUGCUGCUGGGUCAGCAAGGUCAAGGGUGAAGGUCACUCCCAUGGGUGAAGGUCAAUUCCAUGAGUGAAGGUCACUUCAACUUGUCAGUGAGUGAAAAUAUCUCAGAAUGAUAUGAGAACACGUACCUUUGUGUUUUUAAUCUAUUAGGAAUAGGUGUGUAAGGUUGUUUUCCUUUUGUGAAGGAUGAGUAAUUGUGUAGAAGAAAAGUACUAGGGCACUUGUAUUCAACACAUCAUAUCUACUUUAUUAGUAUCUUUUCAGUAUUUAUGAAUAUCACAUAAUAUACAUAAAGUAAUCUAUGCAACUGAUAUGUAUAUAUAAACAGUUGAUCACUGUCAGCAGUGUUAAUGUUGUUGGAUUUCCCCUAAGAAUGAAAAUGUGGUGUGACGUGUUUCAACAGAUAAUUAAGCCAACUAAUAUCUGGAUAUACAGCACUUUAUUGCAGACACUGAUCAUCUACUAAAAGAGACAGGUUUUGAUCAUUAGAUUUCAUUUUGGGAUCUUGAAUGUAGAUACAACAUUUUCUCCAAAAAUGCCAAAUUGUCAAAAGGACUGAGGAAAAGAGUUAUUCUUUUGAGUUGUGUGUAUAAGUCCCAUGACAACAGUAAAUACAGGUGCUCAAAAUCUGCUAUACAGAUUUGACGGAAGGAAAAAAAAUUAAAUUAAAUUAUGAAAAAAAAUGGACAGAAAAUGAAAAUGAUUGUGUGGCAUAGUUUGGGCAACUACUUGUUUAGAGAAGUACACUUAAAUUAAGUUAACAGUACAAUAUGUGUCUUAUAUAAUUGGAAAGUAAAGUGAGUGAAAGAAAAUCACUGUUGUAUAUUUGUACAACCAUAUCAUUUUUGCAGGUCAUUGGUCUUGCUCACAUUCUUACAGGCAUUAAAGCAAACUGUGAUUUUACACAUUUAGAGGUGCCAUGCAGUUUCAUGAAAGUACUUCAAAAACCUAGUUAGUCUUCACCUUAGACCAAAAAUUUCAAAUUAAGGGUAUUUCUAAUCCAGAUUAAUCAGUCAUGGUCCAAGUUAAAUCAAUUAUUGUAUGUCUAAUGAAGUUUAAGAAAUAGCUGUUUUCAACAAAUAGUUACAUUAUUUUAGUGGACUGCCUUGGAUUGGCACUGAAUUGAAGUAUACCAGAGUUUUUAGGGAAAAAAGUUGCAGCCUAUUUUGGGACCCCCAAGUUCUUUUCUGUAACAGAACCCUGGAAUAUUUAUUAUUUUUAUCCAUGGGGUAAACUUUUUGGAUGAUUCUUGCAUGGUUUGCAGAUGAUCACCAGGUUGUAGAGUCGGGGGUGUUCUGGCUUUGCACUCUUUUGAUGUAUGCACCGCUCAUGAUAAACAAGUGUUACACCUCAGGGAAAACUAAAUAUGGUGGAAUUUCACAAAUUUUAAUCUUGCACUUUUCAAUUUGCCAUAAGUUUAAAAAAUGCGUAUUCCUAAAUUUUUGACAGAUUGUUUCUUCAUAAAAUUCUUCUCUUAAAGCUUUAGAUGGGCACUUUUUUCACUUUCUCAAUUCUGUUUCUUUCUUAAUUUAUUUGUUUGUUUGUUUGUUUGUGCUAAAAUAAGAGCUGGACUAGCUCCUCAUAGGCUGCCAAAAUUGCUACAGUUAUACAUCAAGAUCAUCAAACUUUAAACUUAAUUAUUUCUGUGUAAAGAAACUACCAGAUGUCUAUUAUUAAAAAUUCCCUGUUGGUAAGAUAUACAAAAGAAAACUUUAAAAUGGGAUGAACCUGCAUCUUGUGAAUAAUAGUCACACUUUUUAAUACGGGUCAAUUGGAGUGCUAUGUAUAAUUGUGAAGGAGAAAAGGGGCAAGUCAUGAGAUUUUUUUUCUUGCCUGAAAUGUUUCUGUUUCCAUGCUAUAAUUGUAACAGUUGUGCCUAUGGAAUUUUUCGGGUUUGAAAAUAAUGUUGUAUUAAAUUGCAUGAACUGCCUCUUUGAAUAAAUCAGAGUAAUUAUGUGGAGGUAUAUGGUGUGUGUACAGUGUACAUUGUAGAGAUUCAUGUCAAUAAUGAUCUAAUUUAGAAGUUUGUCUAGGUCAUUGGUGUGAUCUGUGACCUAUUUAAUUCUGUAUGAAGGUCACUUGUGUGAACCAUGACCUUGAUGGUCCUGUAUGUAGUUCAUUGGUGUGAACCAUGACCUCGAUGGUCCUGUAUGAAGGUCAAUGAUAAGUCUAUGACCAAGGUAGAUCUACACAUGAAAAGGUCUCCCGUACCAUAUAUCAGACCAGUUGAAAUUGGAAUUGCAAUUUCUCUCACCUUACACGAUAUGCAUUUAGAAACUCAAAGUUAUCAUGAUAAUUUAAUGUCAAGGUUUUAUCGUUGUUACAGUUAGUGCAUUCUUUUUGGCCAACUAUGCAAAAAGGGAGUUUUCAGAAAUAUUUUCGCUUGAAGACUUUUUAAAAAUGAUCAAAUUUGCUUGGGUUUCAUCGGUGCACAUUACAAAUACAAACUUGUUGUCAGUGUAAAUAUUUCAAAAGCUGUUAAUUCAGAUCUGUGUUAUAAUCCUUGUAAAUAUUUCAAAAGGGGUAAAUCAUGUGUUGCAAAUCUUCUGAUGAGCAUUAUAUCAUGAAGUCAAUGAAGUAUACACGAUGCACAUACAAAUGUAUAUAUUAAUAUAUAUAUAGAUGAACAGUCGAGAUAUUAUCAUAUAUGAUUGUGCUUGGCUCGAAGUGUCUAUUGCUACCACAUAUAUUAUUUAAGCUUUCAUCACUUUCACAGGUUGUUUUUGUGUGAAAAUAAGCAAGUUUCAAAUCGCAAUCUAUACAGAGUUUAUAUGAUAUAUAAGUAUAUUCACAGUGUGUAAUACAGGUAUUUAGUAGGAUCACUUAAAAUGUAGCUCUAAGAUAUGUGAAAUACUGGACAUUAUUUUUAUUUAUUUAUUUGUAUUGUUUGACGACAUCAUCUCCUGCGUGACUUCAAUUCUGUGCCGUUUGAAUGGCUAGUAAUCAUUUUUUUGCACAUAUAAUUCAAUGCGGAUGGUUUAGUGGACAAUACCUUUCUCACCUCUUUUUAAUGGCUAUAGUUGGCCAAAGCAUGUUAUGAAAGUCAAUUUGAUCAAAAAUGUCAAUGGCGACAUACAAGCCGUUUUGCAACAAACGAUUCUCAAAAAGGGAGUGAGAUUCCCUCAAACUUGUGCCUUAGUAUACAUCAGUCAAGCCAAGUAUUCUGCAUGUUAUAGAGACUUCUACCAUCUUUUCCAUAUUAUAAAUAUAUUAUAGCGUUUUAGUGUGUUAGGGUGCUUAACGUCAGUAAUUGGGAUGUCUUUUUUUUUUCCAAUAAAUUUUUGUUCAAUACA
Lingula anatina is the source of this 5529-nucleotide messenger RNA. Its product is annotated as zinc finger protein 704. NCBI's taxonomy places the organism in Eukaryota, Metazoa, Brachiopoda, Lingulata, Lingulida, Lingulidae. Gene Ontology annotation, biological process: regulation of transcription by RNA polymerase II. Gene Ontology annotation, molecular function: RNA polymerase II cis-regulatory region sequence-specific DNA binding; DNA-binding transcription factor activity. Gene Ontology annotation, cellular component: nucleus. The record is from RefSeq and is a predicted model, not a curated record.